AUGGCUGUAGCAGGGGAAUGGUUUGGGAGGACUCUGAUAGUCUUGUACUGGUGGCUUUUAAAUGGGCAUGAUGUAACUCCAACAAGUAGUUUUUAUUAUGAAGAAUCAUCCCUGAUCUGUGGGGAGGAGAGCUUAGAGUACACCAUUCCGCCAAUCCAUAGUCAUAAUGUUUCCAUUCAGCUUUUAGUAAAAGACCACAAAGGAAAACUGAAGACUAUUAUGAAUGAUCCCUCCUGUGGAAUCUGGGUGACUCCGGGUUCAGAUGGCUUCCUGUUUAUUGAUGUUGACUAUGAUGGCUGUUUCAUUAAAAAAAUGGAUAAUUACUAUACAAUGACUAUCUUGAUGCAACAUAAUAUAACUGGAAAAUGGGAAGUUUAUCAGAAGGAAGACUUGAGAUGCCCUGUAUUUCAAGCAAUGGAUGCACCUGUUCUUAAUAAGUGCUCAGGGGUUCUAAGAGGAAACAGAAUAGCUUGUGCUGGCCCACUCACUUCCCAGGAUGUCUGUAAUCAGAAUGGCUGCUGUUAUGACCAAAGUGAUUCAAUUAAUCCAUGUUACUAUGGUGAUGAAGUUACUGCUCAGUGCAGCAUAGAUGGUCAGAUGUCCGUUGCAAUCUCUAAAGAUGUCACCUUGCCACCGCUACGUCUAGACUCUGUCCACUUACUUAGUGGAGGUGGUGAUGUCUGCAGCCCAGUGACUCAAAAUGAAGCCUUUCUCGUAUUCAAGUUCCCUCUGUCAGCCUGUGGUACCACACGUAAAAUUAACAAUGGAAUAGUUGUAUAUGAAAAUGACCUGAUUGCUGACCAGGAUAUCAGAACGUGGAGUGGAGCAUUAAUUACCAGGGACAGCACCUUUAGACUACGCAUCCGCUGCAGUUUCACUGCCAGUGCAUCAGAGCCUCUGUAUGUUGAAGUGUACACUCUUCCUCCGCCACCUCCAGUAUCUAGUACUGGUCCUCUCACUCUGCAAAUGAGGAUUGCAAAAGAUCUUCAGUUUGGACAGUAUUAUGGAACUGGAGACUACCCUGUAGUAAAAUAUCUCCGAGAUCCGGUAUUUGUAGAAGUUCGCAUAGUAAACAGAAAUGACCCUUCGUUGGUUCUAAUAUUGGAGCAGUGUUGGGCAACUUCCUCUGAAAGUCCCUUGCAACAGCCACAGUGGCCAAUUCUUGUCACCCGGUGUCCAUUUGAUGGGGAUAACUAUAAAACCAAGCUGUUGUCUACUGAGAGAAAUUCUGCCGUGGACUUUCCUUACUAUUAUAAACGCUUUAUCCUAAGUACCUUCACAUUUGUAGAUGGUACCUCAAAUCAAGCAUUAUAUGGAUUGGUAUACCUGCAUUGCAGUGCAUCUGCGUGUUUUCCUUCUUCAUCUGAUUCCUGUACAGCCACAUGUAACUCAAGAAAGAGGGCAGUUAAUGACCUUGAUGAAUCUUCACUGACCUUGGUAUCAUCAGAGGGUCCCAUUCUGCUUUCUGAAGUUAAUGAGCUGCUGGUUAAAAAAGAAAUCCCACACAGGACAUGGAGAUUGGAAUGGAGGCUAAUAGCUGCUAUGGUGUUAUUUUCUGCAAUUCUUGUUGGAUUUCUGAUCGGGGUGAUGAGUUAUCAAUGUACACAAAACAAAUCAAAUAUUCAAAACUUGAAAGUCUAA
Pelobates fuscus (common spadefoot toad) is the source of this 1641-nucleotide messenger RNA. RefSeq names its product zona pellucida sperm-binding protein 4-like. NCBI's taxonomy places the organism in Eukaryota, Metazoa, Chordata, Amphibia, Anura, Pelobatidae. Gene Ontology annotation, biological process: binding of sperm to zona pellucida; prevention of polyspermy. Bases 1 to 1641 code for a protein of 546 amino acids. The transcript is spliced from 12 exons. Gene Ontology annotation, molecular function: acrosin binding; structural constituent of egg coat. The record is from RefSeq and is a predicted model, not a curated record. Gene Ontology annotation, cellular component: egg coat.